Molecule: messenger RNA, 1147 nt
Organism: Rubroshorea leprosula
Lineage: Eukaryota; Viridiplantae; Streptophyta; Magnoliopsida; Malvales; Dipterocarpaceae
Source: the annotation of a GenBank genome assembly
GCCGUUCUCCUUAUUCAUCGAAACGCCUUCGAGAAGACGAUCGGGUUCUGCUUUUGAGUUAAUCUCCAUUUCGAUAGAUCGUUGGGAGAAUGGCGCCGUCACGUCGCAACAUCAGCGGCAGAUCGCCGCUUGUUAAUCAAAAUCGGCAGAUUACUUCUUUCUUCUCUAAGACUGCCUCUGCAUCCCAUUCUGCUUCUCCUUCCCCUGCCAUCUCCAUACAAAACCCUAAACCUAAACUAAGUAUGAGUCCACGCUCCAGUCCGACUCCGACCACGCGGUCGCCAAUCCAAUCCAAGCUGAAGAAGCCCCUCCUAGUCAUCGGCCAAAGGGCCUCCACGCCGACUCCUAAAUCCUACGGGGAGGAGGUUCUGGAAAGGAGGAUUGAGGUUUACAGGCCGUUGGAAAAGGCCUGGUACAAGGGUGUUGUGAAAUCUUUUGACAAGGAGUCCGGGAAGCAUUUGGUUCACUAUGAUGAUGCUGAGGAGGAAUCAUUGGAUUUGGAGAAGGAGAGAAUUGAGUGGGUCCAUGAAGAGGUUCGAGUCUUCAAGAGGUUGCGGCGCGGGGUUUCUUCUGCUUUCAAAAGGGUGGUGAUUGAGGAUGACGAUGAAUUGGAGAAUGUGGAGGACAAGAGUAAUCAUCAUAGCGAUGAAGAUUGGGGGAAGAAAAAUAAAAAUGUGGAGGAAGUUAGUGAUGAUACUGAAGAGGAAGAUACUGAUUUGAGGAUACAGAAGAGGAGGAAAUAGAAAUGUCAGAAGGCAAUUUGGACACUGGUAGUAAGACUAGUGGAGAUGUGACUAAGGCAGAGUAAGGCAAGGCUUAAGGUUUCUACCAUGGAGCCUGUGAAUGUUACUGGAAGUCUUUUAACAGAGAACAUCAGGAUUCAAAAAGAAGAUAUCUUGGCCGAUUUCUUAAAGAGCUUAACAGGUGGCCAUCCAGAGACAAUGGUGGGAGUGCAAGUCAAAGCAUGUAGACAAAGUUUAAUUUUUCAAGGUAUUGAAGACUACCAUCUAAUUUGCCAUUCUUAUUAGUAAAAUUGUUUAACAUUUCAGUUUUGUUGGAGCAGAUUGGCUAAUUUUAUGAACUAUUUGAAAUGGAUGCACAUAUUGGAGCAAAAGAACUGGAUUUGCAAUACAUGAAUGUACUAGUU